AUGUCCAUUGAAUCGGUGAAAGCCAGAGCCAUUGUCCAACUCCUGGCUGCAGGGAAUAAACCCUCUUUAUUUCCCUUGGACAGCAUCUUUCCCUUCUUCUGGAAGAUGUGCCAGAUCACUGCUCCUGGCGUAUUGUUGUUUCUCUGCACACCACUCCUGUCCCCCUGCCCUGCCACUUUCCCAAGCCUUCCUCUCCUUCCACGUAAGGACCAUCCUCAAGUUCCUGAGUCCACAUCGCUCUUGCUCCUCUUAUCCUUCCCAAUAUGUUUCAGCAACACAAAUAACUCACUCUGCGCUGGCCCCAGUAGUGGAGUCCAUGUUUCUAUUUCCUUCUAA
Messenger RNA from Rangifer tarandus platyrhynchus (Svalbard reindeer), 336 nucleotides. Lineage: Eukaryota; Metazoa; Chordata; Mammalia; Artiodactyla; Cervidae. The record is from the annotation of a GenBank genome assembly.